GCCCACAGAGGGGGGGAGGAAGGGAGAGUGAAGCUGUAAUAAAACAGGCUGAUGUCAUCUUUGUGAAGGAGCCAAUCACAGAGCAGCAAAGGGAGGGACUGAGGAGUCGGAGGCAGAUCUUCCAAGGGUGUGUUUGAUGUAGCACUGCAGAUUCUGUACAAAAACACAGUGAAAGGAGCAGAGUCGGCUGAAAGCACUGGGAAGAUGCUGAAGAAAACAGAGAUGGAGACGGGCCUGUGAGGAGGACAGAAACAAGACCGAGAACAGGAUAAAGAACACCUGCAGAGUUGGCUGUUGAAGGAGGGACUGUGGACCUGGGCUCCUGGGCAGGAAGCGUCCGUCUCCGGGAGCAAACCACCAGAUUAAAGUGCACCAACAUUUAUUUGUCUCCAGUCUCCAGGGGCUGCCUCUGAAGUGUGUGUGUGGUUUGUGCGUAAGCUGAGAGAGCGUGUGUUUUCAUAUGUUGAUGAGUGUGUGGGUGUUCUGUGUGCUUUUUGAUGGGACGUUAAGAGAUGUGCAUGUCACAGCAUCUGUGGAUGGGCUGUAGGGGGCCGUCCUCCCCUGCUCCCCCCCUCAUCCUGCUGCUCCUUCCCUUGUUUCUGCUCUUCAUGAUGCCUCAUUUAGCUCAGGGAGCUAUCACCAUCCCCCCACACUAUAAAUUACCGAACAUAUCCAGUCCACCCAGUCUGACCCAGGUGCCCACUUCAUUCACAGCCUUCUCUCAUGAGGACCUCACACUGCCCUGUGAGGCCACUGGGAACCCCACACCCAUCUUCCGUUGGGAGAAGGAUGGGGAGGAUUUUGGGCUUAAGACAACAGGAUCUGGGACAUUAAAAGCCCAAAAAGAAGAGCCCCUGGAAUCCUAUGCCGGGCACUACCGCUGCUAUGCCUCCAACACUCUGGGCACCGCCAUGACACAAACUGUAAAAGUCAUAGUUGAACCUCAGCCCUAUCUGGUAAAACAGAACAAACUCCAUCAGACAGCAUAUGAGGGAGAGAGCAUCAUCCUGACCUGCAAUCCACCACAGAGUUCGACUCCUCUAAAAAUCUACUGGAUGAACAUGAGUAUGGUGCACAUUGAGCAGAGCGACAGAGUAAUGAUUGGCCUGGAUGGAAACUUGUACUUUUCAAAUCUUCUAAAGGCAGACAGCAAAAAUGAAUAUGUUUGCACUGCUCAUUACACAGCAGCAAGGACCAUCCUUCCUGAUACUGUUGUACGGCUUACCGUCCUACCUACUAAUGAUAUCCAUCAUGCUAGAAGGCCACACCUUCUUCGUCCCACUGGCUCUCACACGUUGGUGCAGACUCUAAGAGGUCAAAGUGUCACCCUUGAAUGUAUCCCAAAAGGCCUGCCUACUCCCAGGGUGGAAUGGCAGAAGAUUAAUGGUCACCACAGUAAUUUGGCAGCCAAGCUACAGAAUUACAAUCGUUGGCUUCAUUUUGACCACAUCACUGAAGAUGAUGAUGGAGAAUACAGAUGUAGAGCCAUCAACAGCUACGGAAACGUGACACACUCCUUCACUGUUACUGUUCAAGCGGCGCCCUACUGGUCGAAGGAGUCCCAGGACCUGAUGUAUACUCCCGGGGAAACUGUUCGACUGGACUGUCAGGCUAAGGGAAGUCCAGAGCCCAUCAUCACAUGGAGCAUCAAUGGACAAACUCUAGCAAGGUUAGAGAGGAUGUGGUUUCUUUGAUAUCAGAUCCACGUGUUUCUUUGUUGACCAAUGGGACAAUUGAACUGGUGAAUGCUACCCAAGAAGACAGCGGAGUGUACACUUGCUCUGUCAAACACACGGACAUCUUCAUCACUGCAAACUUGGAAGUCUUCAAUCGAACUGUGAUACUCAUGGGCCCCCAGGAUGUUCACGUCCUCAGAGGAGGUUCUGCUUUCCUGCACUGUCUUUUCUACAAAGAUCCACGACUUCAAGAUUACAAGGUUGCAUGGAAGAAGGAUGGACACACGCUACUAGAAUCAUCACGAGAUGACAAAGUUCCAUGUGGAGGUCCACGAGGAGCCACUGACAGGCAAGAGAAAAGAAAAGUGGCAGAGGAAGAAGGUAGUUCCAGGGGAUUUCAACCACCUACAGCUAAUCCUCCAGCCCUUCUGCACCUACCGUUUCCGAGUGGUCGCUGUUAACGACAUUGGAAGGAGUGACCCCAGCGAACCUACAAAGGACCACAGCACACAACAAGAUG
Molecule: messenger RNA, 2196 nt
Organism: Austrofundulus limnaeus
Lineage: Eukaryota; Metazoa; Chordata; Actinopteri; Cyprinodontiformes; Rivulidae
Product: neural cell adhesion molecule L1
Biological process (GO): axon guidance; dendrite self-avoidance; homophilic cell-cell adhesion
Cellular component (GO): axon; plasma membrane
Molecular function (GO): cell-cell adhesion mediator activity
Source: RefSeq, a predicted model, not a curated record